CUCCCCAUGCUCAGCCCGGCGCGGCGGGCGCUUCCCCGGUGAGGGCGGAUUCGCGCUGCCCGCGCCGUCCCCUCCGCGGCGCUCCGGACCCUGCCUGGCCCCUAAGAUGGCGAGUGGGAUGAAUGGCCCGGGCGGCGGCGCGGCGGCGGCGGCCGGGGGCGGCGAGGAGGAGCCGGGCGCCCGCCACGCGGGAGGCGGAGCCGUGCCCCAGCAGGAGCCCGGCGCGGCCGCGGCGGGCGAGGGGGAGCCGGCGGCGGGCGAGGGCGGCCGCUGCCCGUCGCCGCAGCCCCACCACCUGCUGCUGCUGCUGCGGCGCUCGCCCAGCGCCUCGCUGUGCCCGGAGGCCGCCCGCGCCGCCCCCGCCGCGGCCCGCGCCGGCCAGCCGCCCCGCGCCGCCCCGCUGCCCGCCGCCGGCGACGACGUGCGCAAGUGCGGCUACCUGCGGAAGCAGAAGCACGGCCACAAGCGCUACUUCGUGCUGCGGGCCGAGAGCCACCUGGCCCCCGCCCGCCUCGAGUACUACGACAGCGAGAAGAAGUUCAAGAGCAGCCUGCGGGCCGCGGGCGGCGGGGCCGCCUCGCUCUGCUGCCCCCCGCCCAAGCGGGUCAUCCCCCUCUACCAGUGCUUCACCGUCAGCCGGCGGGCCGACGCCAAGCACAAGCACAUCAUCGCCCUGUACACCAAGGACGAGUAUUUUGCGAUGCUGGCCGAGAACGAGGCCGAGCAGGAGGCCUGGUACCAAGCCAUCAGCGAGCUCAUGAGCCAGAGCAAGAGGGGCGUCCUGGAGCAGGAGGACCACGCGGAUCCGCAGGCAGAUGAGGAUGACGAGCACUAUGGCACUGCGCUGAGGCCCGGCACCGUCUUCAAGGAGGUGUGGCAGGUCAACGUGAAGCCCAAAGGACUGGGCCAGACGAAGAACCUUACUGGAGUGUACAGGUUGUGCCUUUCCAGCAAGGCCAUUCACCUCGUCAAGCUGAACUCAGAGGUGCCCUCUGUCCACUUGCAGCUGAUGAAUAUCCGCCGCUGUGGGCACUCAGAGAACUUCUUUUUCAUCGAAGUGGGCAGAUCUGCCUCCAUUGGGCCUGGAGAGCUCUGGAUGCAAGUGGAUGAUUCGGUGGUUGCCCAGAAUAUGCACGAGACUUUUCUGGAGACCAUGAAAGCGCUGAAGGCCUUUGCAGAGUUCAGGCCCCGAAGCAAGAGCCAGUCUUCUGGUGGUGGUAGUGGUACCAAUCCUAUUUCUUUCAUCACCACUAGGAGGCACUUGGGCAACUUGCCCCCCAGCCAGACAGGCUUGCAGAGGAGAUCUAGAACUGAGAGCGUUGCUGGAGGGACUCCACCUACCACCAAAAGCAGCAGCUCCUAUCGCUUCAGAACGUCCAGCGAAGGAGAAGGAACGAUGACUAGACCUUUCAGGUCAGUGACUGGGAGUCUGAUCCAUCUGAAUACUGCAAGGAUGAAUCUGGGCCGGCAAGAAGGGAGCGGAAGGUAUGUUAGAGCAGCUUUCAGCUCUUCUUAUCACACUAGGUCUGCUUCGCUGCCAGUGUCGCAUUUUCCCUCCACUACAAGUCCCAUCAGUGUUUCUUCCAGUAGUGGCCAUGGCUCUGCUUCGGACAUGUUGACCAGGCCUUCUAGCUCAUCUGUUUGUGGCUCCCCAAGUGAUGGGGGAUUUAUCUCUUCGGAUGAAUAUGGCUCUAGCCCUGGAGAUUUCAGGUACUUUCGGGUCAGGAGUAAUACUCCAGAUUCCCUGGGAAACACACCGCCUAUCAGAGAAGAGAACUGUUUGAGUGAGUACAUGUCCAUGAGUAAACAGCAGGCAGAUGAUAGUUCAAGAGAUGAUUAUAUGGAGGCUGAAAAGUGUUUCAGGAAAAGAACUUACUCUCUAACUAAACCAACUUCUGCAGCAGUGCAGCAGAAGACAACACAGACUACCGCUUCAUUAGAUGAGGAUUCUGCAGGAAAUCAUGGACGAUUACUUUACUCUGAAUCACCAAAAUUGAAAGAUAACCAUGAAUCCGACUACAGUGACACUAACCUUGAUUCUGUAUGUAACCAAAGCAGGAGUAAAGCCAGGGAUGAUGGGUACAUGCCAAUGAUGCCUGGAGUUGCAUCUUCUCUAUCAAGCAACACUGAUUAUUUGCCAAUGACUGCUAAAAGUGUGUCUGUUCCAAAACAGAUUAACAAUUCGUGGUCACCAUCUCAGGUUGACUCCAGAGGAUAUAUGAUGAUGUUUCCCAAGGCUAGCUCUUCACCUGUCCGAAGUCCCUUAACUGGAUUUAUAUCAAAAGGAAGUAAUGAGAAGAUUAUAAACAACGAGUAUAUGGAUAUGUCACCUGGUAAUUCAGCUCCAAAGCACCCUGGUGAUUCAAAUUAUAUUCAUACCACUUCUGUUUCCAGAGGUUUCAGCUCAUAUUUUUCUUUGCCCCGAAGCUUUAAGGCAUUAUCAGGACAGAAUGGUGACCACAGUGAAUAUGUUCCAAUGUCUUCACCUGGAAAACUUUUAUAUGGUGGACCAGAAAAUGUAAAAGGUGUCAACAAUGAAGGUCUGGCUAAUGGCAUCUCUAAGUCACCAGUUGUGAAAAGUUCAGAUGAAGGACUUGCUCAGAACAGGGCUACUAGGCCUACAAGACUCCCCCUAGGUACAAGAGGAAGUAAUACUAUCCCAAGAAUGUAUGAUCGUACGGUUCCACCUGAGCCUGCCAGUCCUGGUGAAUAUAUAAAUAUUGAUUUUAAUGAAAAGGCAAGUAAUACACCAUAUUCCUUAUCUGCAGAAGGAUCACCAUCAUCUCUGGGCUCAAGUAGUGACCACAGACAGUCCCCGCUUUCUGAUUAUAUGAGUGUUGAUUUGGAUGUACAGUCACCAAAAGCAGCAAAGGAACUGUCCAACUCUUUAACAGAUAUUACAAUUUAUGCAAGUUCCAGUAUUCCUAGAAACCAACCGAAUCCUGACUACGCUAGGCUUUCCUUUGGUACCGCUUGUGUUAGCGCUGCAAGUAACAGGACUGAUGAUUACACGGAGAUGUCGUUCAACAUGGCGACAACACCACCUCGGCCGUUUGCCUCUGAAUCUGACAACGGUGUAAAGAUUGACAGUCCUUCUUCCAUAGUUAAUAGGCUGUGCAUUGUUGAUCGAUAUGCUGGUAGCAGUAGCUUCUCUGUUCCUAGCUCUGAUCCUCCUAUGGGACCGAAAGUGAUUCGAGCCGAUCCUCAAGGCAGAAGGAGACACAGUUCAGAAACAUUCUCUUCUGCUGGGACUGUGACUACUUCCUCCUCUUUCUUUACUGAUAGUAGCAAAAGACACAGCUCUGCCUCAUUUGACAAUGUUUGGUUAAAACCAGAUGAAAACAUUUCUGAUGGUCAGGAAAGCAAAAUGUCCAGGGAUACCUCAACUGGAUUUCAGAAUGGCUUAAACUACAUAGCCCUGAAUUUACGUGAUGAUCCUAUAAGCUGUGAGGCAAGUACUGCUACACCAACUUGCCAUCUCCAAAAUGGUACUUCGAGUUUGGACAGUGGAGCUUACGUAAGCAUAGACUUCACCAGGUCCGACGGUCUGAAGUGUAACGCUGCGAGAAAAGACUGACUGCAUUACCAUGGAAACCGUUGCGGGAAGAGAAGACUUUUCUGCUGGUAACUCCAGAAACUGUGUGGUGCUUUUGGAAGCAAAGCUCAGCUCCAGCCAGCUACUCUCACUUCCACCAGCACAGACGUAGCCACACAUCCUUUUAAUUUUUUCAUGGACAUCAGCUCUUCACAGUCGCAUUAAUUUGAACUGAGAUUUUUUUCAUAGCUGUGCUUUGGUGGUGGAAGUUGGUCUUUCCUGUCAUACCUAUUUGAGAGGCAGUGGCAAUGCUAACAGGAGACUCCUGUACGCCCUCUUUCCUCCUCCUGCCUCUCCCGUUAAUUUGUUUUUUAUUUAUAUUCUGAGAAGUCAAAGCUGGUUUCUGAUUGUCUGUUUAACAUGGGUUUUGCUUCUCUGGUACAUUAACAAGUGAUUAGCUUAAAACAUGUAUUGUUUAGAAAUAUUUUGGCAGUUCAAGGUUUUUUUUUUUUUUUUUUUUUUUUU
Messenger RNA from Rhea pennata, 4060 nucleotides. RefSeq names its product insulin receptor substrate 4 (gene IRS4). NCBI's taxonomy places the organism in Eukaryota, Metazoa, Chordata, Aves, Rheiformes, Rheidae. Gene Ontology annotation, molecular function: insulin receptor binding; phosphatidylinositol 3-kinase binding. Gene Ontology annotation, cellular component: cytosol; plasma membrane. Gene Ontology annotation, biological process: insulin receptor signaling pathway. The record is from RefSeq and is a predicted model, not a curated record. The coding region runs from base 107 to 3577 and encodes 1156 amino acids. The transcript is spliced from 2 exons.